Molecule: messenger RNA, 2529 nt
Organism: Polyodon spathula (Mississippi paddlefish)
Lineage: Eukaryota; Metazoa; Chordata; Actinopteri; Acipenseriformes; Polyodontidae
Product: cleavage and polyadenylation specificity factor subunit 3
Exons: 18
Coding region: 143-2218 (691 amino acids)
Biological process (GO): mRNA 3'-end processing by stem-loop binding and cleavage
Cellular component (GO): mRNA cleavage and polyadenylation specificity factor complex
Molecular function (GO): 5'-3' exonuclease activity; RNA endonuclease activity; RNA binding
Source: RefSeq, a predicted model, not a curated record
CGUGAUUGGUAUGGUGGAACGGAAGUUUACUGUUGGGUCCUCGCGUUUGCUGGAGUAUGAAACACAGCAGUUUGCGCUAACAAUAUGCUUCAAGUAUUCACGGCUAUGACUGUCUGAUUAUAUAUUUUUAUAUAUAUAAAAAAUGGCUGCAAAAAGAAAAGCAGACAGUUUGGUUCCCGCGGAGGAAAGCGACCAGCUCCUGAUCAGACCUCUUGGUGCUGGACAGGAGGUGGGAAGGUCAUGUAUCAUCCUGGAGUUCAAGGGAAGAAAAAUCAUGCUGGACUGUGGUAUCCACCCUGGUCUGGAGGGGAUGGAUGCUCUCCCUUACAUUGAUUUGAUUGACCCAGCAGAGAUUGACCUUCUCCUUAUAAGCCAUUUCCAUUUGGAUCACUGUGGGGCCUUGCCUUGGUUUCUACAGAAGACAAGUUUCAAAGGGAGGACGUUCAUGACUCACGCAACUAAAGCUAUUUAUCGAUGGCUCCUGUCAGAUUAUGUAAAAGUCAGUAACAUUUCAGCAGAUGACAUGCUGUACACAGAGACCGACCUGGAAGAAAGCAUGGACAAGAUUGAAACCAUCAACUUCCACGAAGUGAAGGAGGUAGCGGGGAUCACAUUUUGGUGCUACCAUGCCGGCCACGUUCUGGGGGCAGCCAUGUUCAUGAUUGAAAUAGCCGGUGUGAAGUUGUUGUACACGGGAGACUUCUCUCGGCAAGAAGACAGGCAUUUGAUGGCAGCCGAGAUUCCCAGUGUCAAACCUGAUAUUCUCAUUAUUGAAUCCACCUACGGCACCCACAUCCACGAGAAGAGGGAAGAACGAGAGGCCCGUUUCUGCAACACUGUGCACGACAUUGUGAACAGGGAGGGGAGGUGCCUCAUUCCUGUCUUUGCCUUGGGUAGAGCCCAGGAGCUGCUGCUUAUUCUGGAUGAAUACUGGCAGAAUCACCCGGAGCUGCAUGACAUUCCCAUCUACUAUGCCUCGUCCCUGGCUAAGAAGUGCAUGGCAGUGUACCAGACUUACGUCCAUGCCAUGAAUGACAAGAUCCGCAAGGCAAUCAAUAUCAACAACCCCUUUGUUUUCAAGCACAUCAGCAACCUGAAAAGCAUGGAUCAUUUUGAUGACAUCGGCCCCAGCGUGGUCAUGGCCUCUCCAGGUAUGAUGCAGAGUGGCCUGUCCAGGGAGCUGUUUGAGAGCUGGUGCACUGACAAGAGGAAUGGCGUCAUCAUUGCAGGUUACUGCGUGGAAGGAACCCUUGCCAAGCACAUCAUGUCUGAACCAGAGGAGAUUGCCACUAUGUCUGGACAGAAGCUGCAGCUGAAAAUGUCUGUAGAUUACAUCUCCUUCUCUGCUCACACAGACUACCAGCAGACCAGCGAGUUCAUCCGUGCACUGAAACCACCACACGUGAUCCUGGUGCAUGGUGAACAGAAUGAAAUGGCCAGGCUGAAGGCUGCACUGGUCCGUGAAUAUGAAGACAAUGAUGAAGCUCAUAUCGAAGUACACAACCCACGCAACACUGAGGCUGUGACGCUUAACUUCAGAGGAGAGAAACUCGCCAAGGUUAUGGGAUCCCUGGCGGACAAAAAGAGUGAACAAGGUCAGAGAGUUUCAGGGAUACUUGUGAAGCGGAACUUCAACUACCACAUACUCACUCCAUCAGAUCUGUCCAAUUAUACAGAACUAUCAAUGAGCACAGUAAAACAGACCCAGGCGAUUCCUUUUACAGGCCCUUUCACGUUGUUGGAGAGUCAGCUACGCAAUAUAGCAGGGAAUAUUGAAGAAAUUGAGACUCACGACAGGCCUGCACUAAAGAUUUUCAAAAGCAUCACACUGGUGCAGGAACCUGGAAUGGUGGUAUUGGAGUGGAUUUCCAAUCCAUUGAAUGACAUGUACGCUGACGCAGUGACCACCGUCGUCCUGGAGGUGCAGUCCAAUCCCAAGGCUCAGAAAGCCAUGGCAAAUGCCAAACAGGACAGAAUUGAUAUGGAAACCUACCAGAAGAGACUGGAAGUUAUGUUACAGGACAUGUUUGGAGAAGAGGCUGUAAACUUCAAAGAUGGCAAAGAUCUGUCAGUCACUGUGGAUGGGAAGACUGCAUCUAUCAGUCUGGAGACACGAAUGGUGGAUUACGAGGAGGGUAGUGCCGACGAUGAGUCCCUGAAGGAAAUGGUGGAGCUGGCUGUGCAGAGACUUUACGAUGCCCUUAACCCUGCCCUCUGAAGAGAAGCCUGAUUAAACUACAGAAGGCACACUGCAGGAGACUGUGCCCCAAUCCUGCUGGGACAAUAAACUGGCUUGCUAAGAAUAGCCACAUCAUAGGAGCUGUUCUUGUAUUGUGUUAAUCAGUAGAUGACUGCAGGCUAAGUUUCAGAGCUUUUUCUUUUUUGUUCCCAUUUUUCUGGAAGUAAUAUUUCAAAACUAUUAAGAAACAACUUGAGUCCUUAAAUUAACCUGAGGUGAUUUAUAGGUUUUUAUUUGUGUUUGUUUUUUUUUUAAUAAAUAUUGACAGACCUUUAUUUUGCGCUAAGAAA